UGCUGCACUGCCACCCUUUUGCCAACAGUCCUGGGGACAUCGCUGGGUUCCGGGGCCCCACGGCCACAGCCAUGUUUCGCAGGAAACGCAGCGUCUCCUUUGGGGGCUUCGGAUGGAUCGACAAGACCAUGCUGGCGAGCCUGAAGGUCAAGAAGCAGGAGCUGGCCAACAGCUCGGAUGUGACCUUCCCAGACCGGCCGCUGUCCCCUCCUCUCACUGCGCCUCCCACCAUGAAGUCGGCGGAGUUCUUCGAGAUGCUGGAGAAAAUGCAGGGGAUCAAGCUUGAAGAGCAGAAGCCCGGACCCCAGAAGAACAAGGAUGACUAUAUCCCGUAUCCCAGCAUUGAUGAGGUUGUGGAGAAGGGAGGCCCGUACCCCCUGAUUGUCCUGCCCCAGUUUGGGGGCUACUGGAUCGAAGACCCGGAGAACGUGGGGACGCCGACCUCCCUUGGCAGCAGCAUCUGUGAGGAGGAGGAAGAGGACAGUCUCAGCCCCAGCACAUUUGGCUAUAAGCUCGAGUGCAAGGGCGAAGCCAGGGCCUACCGCAGGCACUUCCUAGGGAAGGAUCACCUAAACUUUUACUGCACUGGCAGCAGCUUGGGGAACUUACUCCUGUCCAUCAAGUAUGAGGAGGCGGAGGGCAUUGAGUACCUACGGAUCAUUCUCAGGUCCAAAGUGAAGACCGUGCAUGAGCGGAUCCCCUUGGCUGGACUGAGCAAGUUGCCCAGCGUCCCUCAGAUUGCAAAGGCUUUCUGUGAUGAUGCAGUGGGGCUGAAAUUCAAUGCUGUCCUGUACCCCAAGGCCUCCCAAAUGAUUGUGUCCUAUGAUGAGCACGAUGUCAACAACACAUUCAAAUUUGGGGUCAUUUAUCAAAAAGCCAGGCAGACCCUGGAGGAGGAGUUAUUUGGGAACAACGAAGAGAGCCCAGCUUUCAAGGAGUUCUUGGACCUGUUGGGGGACACGAUCACACUGCAGGACUUCAAAGGUUUCCGAGGUGGCCUGGAUGUGACCCACGGACAGACGGGGGUGGAAUCAGUAUACACGAUAUUCCGGGACAGGGAGAUCAUGUUUCACGUCUCCACAAAGCUGCCGUUUACUGAAGGAGACGCCCAGCAGCUCCAGAGAAAGAGACACAUUGGGAAUGACAUUGUGGCCAUCAUCUUCCAAGAAGAAAACACACCGUUUGUCCCCGAUAUGAUUGCCUCCAACUUCUUACAUGCCUACAUUGUCGUGCAGGUCGAGAACCCAGGCACAGAGACCCCAUCCUACAAGGUGUCAGUCACCGCACGGGAAGAUGUGCCCGCCUUUGGCCCACCUCUGCCCAGUCCUCCUGUUUUCCAGAAGGGCCCGGAGUUCAGGGAGUUUCUGCUCACCAAGCUCACCAACGCAGAGAACGCUUGCUGCAAGUCGGACAAGUUUGCAAAGCUGGAGGACCGGACCAGGGCCGCCCUUCUGGACAACCUUCACGAUGAGCUUCACACCCACACACAGGCCAUGCUGGGCCUGGGCCCAGAAGAGGACAAGUUUGAGAAUGGGGGCCAUGGGGGAUUCUUGGAGUCUUUUAAGAGAGCCAUCCGUGUGCGCAGCCACUCCAUGGAGACCAUGGUGAGCAGCCAGAAGAAGCAGCACAGCGCGGGCAUCCCCGGCAGCCUCAGUGGGGGCAUCUCCCACAACAGCAUGGACGUCACCAAGACCACCUUCUCGCCUCCAGUGGCGACGGCGGCAGCAGCGAAGAACCAGUCGCGGAGCCCCAUCAAGCGGCGCUCGGGGCUCUUCCCCCGUCUGCACACAGGCUCUGAAGGCCAAGGCGACGGCCGGACACGAUGUGACAGUGCAUCCAGCAACCCCAAGACCCCGGAGGGUGCACACUCUUCUCAAGAGAUAAAGUCUGAGGCCUCAUCCAAUCCCAGCUCUCCGGAAAUCUGCCCCAACAAGGAGAAGCCCUUCAUAAAGUUGAAAGAGAAUGGCCGAGCCAACAUCUCCCGCUCCUCCUCCAGCACCAGCAGCUUCAGCAGCACGGCGGGGGAGGGAGAGGCCAUGGAGGAAUGUGACAGCGGGAGCAGCCAGCCGUCCACAACCUCACCCUUCAAGCAGGAGGUGUUUGUCUACAGCCCGACCCCGAGCAGCGAAAGCCCCAGCCUGGGGGCGGCUGCCACCCCCAUCAUCAUGAGCCGGAGUCCUACAGAUACCAAAAGCAGAAACUCCCCGAGGUCAAACCUGAAAUUCCGCUUUGAUAAGCUCAGCCAUGCCAGCUCUAGUGCGGGUCACUAAUGGGAAAGAGGAUUCCUUCGCUUGUCAAAGGGAAGCCCUGAUUCAGUCUUGGAGAAGGCUCCUGUUCCAGCACUUUGGGGGUGCCAUCCACUACUCACAGGCCUGCUGCCGCGCCGGCCCCCUGCCCACCAGACCAGUUAUCUGUGCCAGUGUCCCGAUCCGGCCACGGUCCUGCCUGUCCCCCUUGCCAAGGCACCCUGGAAGCACUUCUCCUUCUCUGGA
Messenger RNA from Hyaena hyaena (striped hyena), 2492 nucleotides. It is a transcript of the gene RAP1GAP2, whose product is annotated as RAP1 GTPase activating protein 2. The record is from RefSeq and is a predicted model, not a curated record. The transcript has 25 exons. Gene Ontology annotation, biological process: activation of GTPase activity; regulation of small GTPase mediated signal transduction. Lineage: Eukaryota; Metazoa; Chordata; Mammalia; Carnivora; Hyaenidae. Gene Ontology annotation, cellular component: cytoplasm; plasma membrane. Gene Ontology annotation, molecular function: GTPase activator activity. Bases 72 to 2270 code for a protein of 732 amino acids.